CUUUCCAAGAAUAAGAGGAGCAGAGAAGUCACUUUCCUUGCUGUCACAUUCCAACAGAUUGAGCAAGAAUAUUUUGAACACUACAGAAAAGACAGUUCAUCCAACUCUUGAUGAUGAUCAGCCGUGUGAUUUUCUCAAGAAAAGGAGUAGGGUGAAUGAAUCACAUCAGAAAGGCAGUAGUAAGAACUGCAGCUGUGUUUGUUUACAGCAGUGUGCUUGCUGUCCCAUCUUGCAAUAAAGUGGAACACUUAAAAGAUUCUUCAGGAAAAAGGCACAGUAAGUCCCAGGUACCUCACCUGGCUCCCCAGCUGAGAAGUGGCCUGGUCGGAGUCUCUCGGCCAGCUGGGGAUAACGUCAAAGAAGGCAGACCAGAAGCGGCUGCACCCAGCUCCUGGUGCCAGGGGGCGUCCAGCAACAAAAUGUUUCUUGACUUUCAGUCAAUGAAAAUUAUCAGGGAAGAUGUAGAAGAGGACACUGCAAGCGACCUGUCAGAUUCUGAAAGGGUCCCCGUGCCUCCUUCUCCCCUCACACCUCCAGAUCUGAAUCUCCGGGCAGAGGAAAUCGAUCCAGUCUACUUCGAUCUCGCCCCAAAUCGGGGUCAAGCAGCACUUGAAUACUGCUAUGCCGAUUUCCUGCCACCCCCCUUCAGCUCCUGGAACCUCCGAGAGAUGGCUGUGCUUCUGCACACAGAGUGCAGGACGGAGGCCAUGCCCCGGGCUGGGGGGCUGCUUGGAAAGUACGUGGACAGGCUCAUCCAGCUCGAGUGGCUGCAGGUCCAGACAGUGCAGUGGGAGAAGGCAAAGGGGGCCAAGGCGAGGCCUCCAUCUAUCCAGGGUGCUGCCGGGGCUCUCAAAAGUCCUGGGAGAAGUAGACUAAUUGCUAGUGCACUGUGCAAGCCACCACCUCUCCUAGAGGGGGCUUCAAAGUCAGGCCCUGCACGAAAGAAAGAUCCGCACACUGAAGACGUGCAUCCGACCUAUUACACCUUUGAGACAACGCCACGCCCCAUGGAUGUGCCAUGCAGCACCAGGCUGCGUUGCCUCGAACAAACUGAAAUGAGGACCCAGGAGAAGAAAAAGAAAUCCAAUAAGAGCGCCAAGCCGCAGCACAGAGAUCUGGCCUGCAGCGACAGCAGCUCCAAGCUGGAAGCCGGUGGGAACCUCUGGGUCCCCAAACAGCCGGCAGCACUUCUGGGUUCAGUGGACUCCUAUAAGGCUUCUAGAACACAAGCACAUGUGAGUCUUAAGAAAAAGGGAACUGCAAGCAGCUGUCCUUAUACGACCAUAUCCAGUGAGAAGAAACUCAAGACGAAUGGAGCAAAGCAAAACACUUACAAAUUAAAAUAAUAUCUGAUGAUGAAUUGCAAAGACCAGCAGAUACUUGUACACUGGGGCUCUUGCAGAGGUUACAAUACUGUGACGUUUAGGACAUUUUGUAAUGAGUGGCACUGGAGCAGCUUGGUUCCUUAGUCCGUCCCCACCCUCACCCCCAGUGCAGGUAUCUUUCGGGUCCAGAGUUCUCACCAUCAGGCAGUAUCUCUGUUCAAGGUUUGUCUUUCACUGGGCUGCCUUUGACAGUCUUAAGCAUUUGAGAGCCUGUUGGGUAAAAAUUAGCCAAAGUUACAUGCCAGGUAAAGAACUAAAGCACUCCCGGGGAUGAACUAAAGCAAUUUCCGGAAAGGUAGCUGGUCUGUGUCGACGUGGUAGCUUAGUUCCCUAUUUUCACUCACAGAAGCAUGUAGAACAAUGCACGCGGUUUAAAUUAUCUAAAGUCAUAGCAUUUGAAAUAAGGCCCUUCUGGCCACUGCGUCUUCUGCCUUUGAAAGCAGAUUUCUGUUCAUUUUAGUCCCAAGAAGAAAUCGGUUCUUCUCAGAGUGAGGAAGGAUGUGAGUUUCUAUUUUGGACAGUCGUUUAUCACUGAGCUGCUUACUCAGUAGAAACAGUGACGUGGAGAAUUUUACUGUCUGUCUGUCUC
Molecule: messenger RNA, 1974 nt
Organism: Octodon degus (degu)
Lineage: Eukaryota; Metazoa; Chordata; Mammalia; Rodentia; Octodontidae
Gene: Fam217b
Product: family with sequence similarity 217 member B
Exons: 3
Coding region: 156-1346 (396 amino acids)
Source: RefSeq, a predicted model, not a curated record